This is a messenger RNA of Puccinia triticina, 246 nucleotides long. RefSeq lists its product as uncharacterized. The record is from RefSeq and is a predicted model, not a curated record. The annotation marks the transcript as partial. The transcript has 2 exons. Lineage: Eukaryota; Fungi; Basidiomycota; Pucciniomycetes; Pucciniales; Pucciniaceae.
GAAGGAGACACCACCAGUGGCUCAGUAACCAAUCAUACCUUUCCUUCACGAAAAAAACUGGUAAACCGGGUGGCUAAAGGAAAGGCACCGUUCAAACCGGACGUUACAAUAUGGUGUUCAGACAACGACCUAGUAGCUCUGGCCACCAGAGAGAUGAAUCCUCAAACUCAAGCAGAACAAAUUAUUUCUCACGAGCGCGAAAAAAUCCGUUCUUAUUUCCGCUCCUCUCAACCACUCUCUAUUUAA